AUGCCUGGAGUUCCACCGGACGCCAUGGACCAGGUGAAGAAGGCCUUCAAGGGCCUCUUCAGCAAGAAGAAGGCCAAGAAGGAGGAGCCCACGCCGACUGCUGCUACCGAACAGCCCUCGGCCAGCGACUCGAAGCCGAGCGAAACGACACCCGCAGCGCCAGCACCAGCCACGGCUCCUGAGCCCGCCCAGAGCGAGGCUGCCCCGGCAUCGACGGGCACCGCGCCCGCUGCUCAGCCCGCAGCGGCGCCAGCACCGAGCGAGCCCAACAGGGACGAGGCCGCGGCCUUGGCUGAGGUCAAGCAGGCCACGCAGACCCCUGAGCCUGCUGGUGCCGUUGCCCCUGCUCCCCCGACGGCUGUCUCUGCGCAGACGCCCGCCACCGACGCCCCCGUCGACACCGAGGCGAGCCCCACUGCUCCCGCACCUGCCUCGCAGCCCCCUGCGCCGGCGCCUUCAGCCGACCUGCCCGCCAUCCCCGCGACCAAGCCUGCGCCUGGCAUGUCUGCUACGAGCGGCCCUUUGGAUGAGCCUGACUUUGCCGUUGAGCCCAAGGCCGAGGCCGCCCCUGCCCCUGCCACGGCUGCGGCGUCUGCCACCAGUGCACCGGCGCCUGCGGACAAGUAA
This is a messenger RNA of Ascochyta rabiei, 627 nucleotides long. RefSeq lists its product as uncharacterized. The record is from RefSeq and is a predicted model, not a curated record. The transcript has 3 exons. NCBI's taxonomy places the organism in Eukaryota, Fungi, Ascomycota, Dothideomycetes, Pleosporales, Didymellaceae. The coding region runs from base 1 to 627 and encodes 208 amino acids.